CCAUGCUGGUGGCCAGAAGGACUGCUUGAGGAGCAAUUAGCUGAAGGCUGCUGCUUGCUGCUGCUGCUGCUGCUGCUAUAGGAGAAGAAGCAAAAAGGGAAAAAAAAGAAAGGAAGGAAAAGGAAAAGAGGCAGAUUCUGUUGGAGUCUCUCUCUCUCUCUCUCUCCCGCUCCCAGUAGGCGCUUGCUCAUUGCAACUUGCAAAAGGGUUUCAGAUGUCCUAGCACCGCUGCUUGACCCCCUGCAAAUAAAACUUGACCACCAGAGGCACAUCCCACCUCUCUCCUUCCUAAUCUCUAGCAUUUAGGAUACAGCUUCCAACCUGUUGGCAACCCUGCGGAGAGAGAGGGGGAAAGGACUUGUUUUGCAAUCUUUUUUCUUUUCUUUUUCUCCAGGAAAUAUAUAUAUAUACAGUAUAUAUUUGAAAUACAGAUAUCUAUUUCUGGAAGAUUCAAGAGAGGGGGGUGCAAGCCCCUGUUUUCUGCUUCUGAGAAGGACUGCAUUUCUGGGCUUCGGUGAGAGGAAGGUGCAGAAGUUGUUCAGGGUGCGGGGGCGCUGACCCCCCUCCCGUUUCGCUUUUGCUUUCUCUCGGAUUUUUCCCCCCCUUGUCCACCACCACCACCACCACCGCUGCAAGUGUCGUCGCUCGCCCGCCUUGUCAUCUCUCUCUCUCUCUUUGCAGACUUUCCUCCUUUGCCUCUCUGGGAGAUGGUGCGCAGGGCGAAAUAGCCUCGCGCGCUCGCAGCGGCAGCAAAGCGGCAAACCAACCCCCAGGAGCCUGGUGAUGGGGGGUUGAAAGGCCUGGGGGAAGAGAAAGAGGGAGAAAGAAAGAUAAAGAGCGCCAAGGAAAUCUGCAAGCCAACCAACCGCCUGAGCUCGCCCAGAAAACUGUAAGGCAACUUCGAGUGUGCGUGCGUUUUUUUGGAAAGGACUCGAAGGAUUAAUAAAAGGAGGGCGAAAGAAACCGAACCAAGGAGAGCGAGUGGAAGUGGGGCGAAUCCAAAGUGGAGCGAAGGCACCGUUUCCUGCGGAGCGCUUGGCCCCCUGAGGCAUGGAAGUCGGCGCCCUCCCUCCAGGCCAGAUCAGCGCGCCGAGGUCUGUGAGCAGGAGGGCCCCCCAUCAGCUGUCCCCUCGCCUCUCCCCGGGGUUCCCCCUUCCAGUAUGUUUCUUUUCAUGAGGCAUCUCCCCGCGCCCAGAGCUUCAGUACAAUGUGCAAAUGGAGACUGAUACAGGGUGCCUCAGCCUUCGCCCACCUGCCUUCCUCCUCCUCCUCUUCCUCCUCCUCCUCCUCCCGCCGCCGCCGCCGCAGCUUCGUCUUCCUGCUGCUGCUCUGGAUGUCGUCGUCCCUGGCUGCCCCCUGCCAUGAGCACGGCCAAGGCAUGCUGCUCCUCAAGGCCACCAACUCUUCGUCGUCGUCGUCGUCGCCAUCCUCCUCCUCCUCUUCCUCCUCCUCGCCUGCCAGCGCGGGGAGACACGUGCGGAGCUACAACCACCUCCGAGGAGACGUGCGCUGGAGGAAGCUCUACUCUUACAACAAGUUCUUCCUCCGGAUUGAGAAGAACGGCAACGUCAGCGGCACCAAGAGGGAGAACUGCCCUUAUAGCAUAUUGGAGAUAACAUCAGUAGAAAUUGGAGUUGUAGCAGUUAAAUCCAUUAGCAGCAACUAUUAUCUAGCCAUGAACAAGAAUGGAAAAGUCUAUGGUUCGAGGGAGUUUAACAAUGACUGCAAACUAAAGGAGAGAAUAGAAGAAAACGGAUACAAUACGUACGCAUCUCUGUUUUGGAGAAACAACGGAAGGCAAAUGUUUGUGGCCUUGAACGGAAAGGGAGCCACGAGGAAAGGACAGAGAACCAGGAGGAAAAAUACAACCGCUCAUUUUCUCCCCAUGGUUGUCGAGCAACAGAUGAAGGGCCUGUUCUAUUGAUAGCAGUUGAACCAAAGAUCAUUUGUCAGGAAUACUUGGUAAUCCUCUUGAAGAGGAAAGGCAGAAACAGUGCAGACGUCUGCUUGAUUGAAAAGAGGGGGGAAGCCUUUGAAGGUUUUGUGCUCUCUGCUGGCACGUGAAGUACUUCUAAUUAGUUCUGUGUCAUAUCUUAUAAUCAAGACACAAGCUGAAUCAAAUGGGAUGGGAGCUCUUUCCAGUGUGAACAAAAUUAUUAUUAUUAUUAAUAUUAUUAUUUUUCUCCGCGAUAGAACUUGAAGGACAUGAGACAAUGUAUGGAAUGAUGUUGGGGGAAAGUUAUUUAUGGAAUACUAACUCAUAUCAAAGACCUUCAUUGCUCAUUCAGGCCUAAUGAUCCCAUGGACAGUUAGGCACAGAAGCAUUUACUGGAAAUUCGUGGAUCCUCAUAUGCAGUGAUAAAGAAGAUUCUGGAAUGGUCUUGUGAAAGAAAUGAAUAGGAUUAAGAAAUAUAAGCACAUUAGAGUAAAACUGUUCUAACAAAAUAAAUAGUAUGGUUCCCCCGCCUUGUAUGCUUAUGCCAUGCUUUUGUACUUCUCCCUAAGUUAUUUAUUUAAUAGGAUGUUAAAUAUCUUUCUUCUCUCUUUUUUGUUUGUUCGUUUGAAGGAUUUUCUCAGUUGCGUUGUCCUUUUUCCUUCCCUGUGUUUUGUACAAGAUUGACCAAGUCAGAUGUCAAAAAGCUCACACAAGUGUCCAAUAGCAGAGAAUAGAUAAGGCUAGGGCUGUGGUUUUUGUUUGAUCUUGUUUGUUUGUUUGUUUGUUUGUUUGUUUUUCCUCUUGAAACUGGGUUUCUUUUUUUCUUUUUUUAAUUUUGCACUUAAAAUCAAUAGGAUCAGAUAUGCAUAGGAACUGCAACGUGACCUGUGUGUUUGUGUGUGUGGUUUUUGUCAGCAUCACUGAGUCUUUCCCUGCCACAGGAACAAAGGUUCUCAUCCUGCAUCAUCUGAUGUGUCUUGCUGCUGUUUUGAAAUGGGCUGAGUUGAACUGGUACCCAGGUGUGCAUUUCUCUCCAACUUAUUUCAGUUAAAUGCCUGCUCCCAAAGAUGCUGAAAUUUAAGCAGAGCUCUUCAGCAGGUUUUGCGGAACAGACCGUAAAUGCAUCCAACUGCAUCAUAUAUUGGUGUGAUCAUAUGUUUUCAGACUAAAGCUGAAUUAAGUCUAUGGAGCUGCUAACAUCUGACAGAACAAAUUUGCCUUCUCCUCCUCCCCCUGGAAAAAAAAGUAAGACAGAAAAGAGCCAAAUCUUUUGACUGCAGUCAAACCAUUUCAGAAAAGCCCGGGUGGAAGUGGUGUUGAAAAAAAUGCAGCCUCAAUCUGAAUAAUCUUCCCUUUUUUAACAUAGGGCAGCUUCAGAUGUUACAUAGGACCUGAGGGAGAUGAUGUAAGAGUGAAUGGCUCUGCUAGUGUAAUGAAAACUUGCCUGUGGUCCUCUGGAGAGAUGCAGGUGCUUCAUAUCUCUCUCUGUGGGAAAGAUACUAACAUUCCAACAAGGAGUGGGCCCAUACUGCUCCUAUGUAACAUUUGGAAGCUGGCCUACAGCUCUUCAUCCUCAUACUGGCUUUGGAUACAGCAUACAUACCACUGGUGUGAAAUAGCAAAAGUUAGUGGUAGCCCCUAUUACAGUCAUUUGGAAACAACAGGGAAUAUGUCCUUAGCUGGAGAUAUAUGGGGUUGGGUUGGAUGUUCAUUUGCUAUCUGAUGAGAGCAUUGUGCAUCAACUCUUGUGAUCUCAUCCCCUUGCUUUUGAAAACCUGAGGAACAAUGGCUGAGUGCAAAAUGACGGAACAUGUAAGUGGGGCGGUCAACUUUUUGUGCAAAACGGGCAGCAGCGGGCCCUAGAAACACCAGGGACUGAUCAGCAAGACCGAGUAGUUGCCCCUUGCCUCUCUCGUGUCAACACUGUGAUAGUUUGGAGAGUUAGCUGUACCUCUGAGAUAGGAGCGGGCGAGAGCAUUCUGUCAGCUUUAUGCCAUUUUAAUUUUAUCCCUUUCUUUGUUUCACUGAAAAGAACCAAUAACAUAUAAGGCACCCCAAGCCAGCUUUGCUUUGCUCACCAUGCACAUGGCAAUGUGCCGAGAGCCGGUGACAGGCCCUUGUGUCUUUUAUCUGACUGGAACCUAACACAGAAGAACUGCAUAGUCCUUUCUCAAACCAACUUGGAGAAAUAGUGAUAUCUGGAACCCCCUCCCUGCAAAGUGCCUCUGACUCACUGAUAGCUUAUACAAAGAGCAGACCAUGUGAUAAAACUAUUCCUGGACUUUGCCCUUAGGGAGGGCAUCAACAUAUACUGUAUAUACUCAGUGUAGAGAAAUGAAGAUACCAGGGAGAUACCAGAUUCCUUUCUAGCAUUCUUCCCGAUGGUUUUUUUGUUUAAAUGUGUAGGGACUUUUCCAUUCAAAGAGUGGGCUGAGGCAGUAUAGCCUGGAAACAGUUUGACCAUGUGAUCUGCUGUUUGUGUAGACUAGACGUGAGACUGGAGGUCUUUAAGCUGUUGGGGAUGCUUCAGCUCCGGAUUGGGCAACAUGGCAUACAAGGUCCCCUCCAACUCUAUGAUUCUAACUCUAGAGCCCAGGAUUUCCUGCAUUUAGCAGGGAAUGGGCUGUGUGGCCUACAAGUUCCCUUCCAACUCUAUGAUUCUGAAUAAAGCUGUUUGCCCUCUUGUGGUAGACGUUUCAUAACCCCUCACUGCCAUUCUCGCCCACUUUAACACUGACUAGAAUAAUUACACUAAAGUGAACAGAUCUACUCUGAAGUAAGUGACUUGAGGAUUGCAGCCACUAUUAUUCAUAUGUGUAUAUAACUUCUGAAGAGCCAGUCUAAAAGCAACAUCUUAAAUGUUCUUCAUUUAUCGCAUUAUAUACAAUGGCUCUGAAAUGCAAUAUUGGGCACAUUUUUAAAAUGAAGUGCUCCUAUUUUCACAGCUUACACUGAGUAAAUGCGAUCUUCAGUUAAACAUAAUUAUCAACUUUGUUCAAUCUGGGGAAAAAACACCUAUAUGAUUUUUUUUGUUUUACUUUUUUUUUUCCUUUAACGUUAGAAAGCUGUGGAUAGUUCAUCACUAUAACCAUAAAGAGAUUCAUUUUGUUAGAGCAAGUUAAGUAGAAUACUGUACAUCAAGCCAACAUGUACCACUCUCUUCACAUUGUAUUCCACUAAAUAAAUGAAUAAAUGCGUAUGUCUUCUUUGCAGUGUCUGUAGCGGGAAACAGAAGUAGUUUUGUUAAUACUUUGAUUUUGUUCAAAAUGCUUUAAGGGACUAUGUCGAUGCUGUGACUUUGAUAUUUCUUGUCACGAAAGAAGUCAGUUUGGUUUCUCAUUUUGUUUGGAAAUAGAUUUUGAUACAGAGAUUUGUUAAUUGUGUCCCUUUUAAAAAAACAAACAAACUAAUGUAUAACCUCUACAAAGGCUGAUGAUUUUGCAAUCUGUUGUUAUCUAUUAGCUACUUACCCGAGUCCCUGUUAAACCGCCAUGAGGGGGAAACCUAUAUGCACAAUCCAUUAUAGUGUGGAAGGGAUUGGUAUAGGGAAAACACUGCCUGGCUGCCCUUCACCCCAUUUUUGGCAUAUGUGCAAUGCGUCACUUGAGCCAUGCAAUAUGGGCCAUGGAAGGAGAGUGCAUCAAACGUAUCCUCAUCCGGCUUUCCCUUGCACCUGGUUGCGAGUUACUCAGAAUCCUUUGGCCAAAAGGCCCAGAACAUUCAAUUGAGCCCAAUGCCAGUUCCUUCCUUUUUGGACCGUAGACGUGUGCUAGCAUGGAAUGUGCCUACAGCGUUCUCCUCGAAGUAUGAAAUGUUCAGGCUGUAUUUCCUGAAGUCCCCCUUUUAAAAAGCACUUCCCUUAUACAUGGGAUACACUAGGGCAGGCAUCCCCAAACUUCGGCCCUCCAGGUGUUUUGGACUACAAUUCCCAUCUUCCCCAAACACCGGUCCUGUUAGCUAGGGAUCAUGGGAGCUGUAGGCCAAAACAUCUGUAGGGCCGCAGUUUGGGGAUGCCUGCACUAGGGAGUUCUUCUACACAACCCCCCCCCCCAGUGAAACACAUGGCAAUCCCAGUCUGAUGUGGCCUGAGCCAACGAUGCAGCCUUUGGACAUGCGGCUAACAUGGUGUGCUCCAUAUCUUGCUGGACUACAGCUCACAUCGCCACUGGGCCUUGCUGAUGCUGAGGUCCACCAACUUAUGCAGGGCACCACAUUGACUACCCUGGGGGCUAAUGCACACCCUUAAUUUCGUUUGUGGAUGGAAAAUUUAAAAAUAUGUGAAGCUACCGGCAGUGGGGUUUUUGAGAUGCUGGAGGUAAAUAUCUGGUAACCUCAGAGUGAAUAACGAAAUGCUCGCUGUCAUAUCAGGAGAGCACUUCCCUUGCGUUACAUUUGCUUUUGUUUUGUUUUCAAAGUGAUAAUUGCAUCUGACAAGGCACCGUGGACCACCCACAACAAAAAUUAAAUGUUUGUUUGGCAAAUAAAGGAUUGAAUGACCACUCUUCUGAACAGCAUCUAGGGUACAAACAAGGUUCUCAUGUCACAGAACCAUUAACGUUGCUUUGGGGUCUGGGGGGGAGGGGUAUGUGUAAACAUUCAUAAUUAUAGCAUUUCGGAAAGAAAAAAGAUAUACUGCUGCUUGCAGAAGCUUGGGAGCAAUAGUCCCCACCCCACCACGCAGAAAGACAAGAGUAUGGAUAUGUGUAUUAUUUGGGGUGGGAGUAGCUGGUUGUUGUUGUUGUUUUCAUAGCCUUAUAGAAAUUUAUUUGUUCUACCCCUCCCACCUCGAAAUCCCGCUGGUGUUUCACCUGAGGAGCAAACAUCCAUAUUUGAUUUUUAGUUUGCUUUCAGAGAAUCCUGGGGUGCGCUGAAAGUAAAAUUCACUCCCUGAUAAAUUCUGCUUAUUCUUAUUGAAAUUCCUCUGGGGUUUUCUUUGAAAUCCUCCGGGUAGCGUUCACUUGAGGAAGACCCACCAAAUGCACUUCGCAUUUUGCUUUAAGCAAAAUUUUGGGAAUACCUCUUUCAGUGGAAGCUUUUAACCACUUUUGCUGGUUCCUGGGGAAUUUUUUCUCCCCCGCCCCCAAAGCUGCCGAAAGCCUUUGUUCAGCUGACGUGCUUUGGUGCCCUCUGUUGCAGGACUCUGCUGCAGCUGGGUUUCCCAGAGUAAUACCAUUCCACCAGAACACCGGCAUGAUCCGCAAAGGAACUUCUUGUGCACAAACCUCAUUGAAAUGAAUCUGAGCACCGGUGGGAUUCUCAUUCAUUUCAAAGAGGCUUGUGCCGGAAAAGUUCCCAGGUAGACGUGCUCUAAGUAUUUUUCUGUCUCCGUCAUAAAUAUGAGACAAGAUGAAAAGAAGGUUAUUGUAUGGUGUUUUUUUAUUAAAAAAAAGAUUGAACAUGUAUAGUAUAUUUAAAUAAUAAAAAAAUUAAUAAAAUUCUGGGAAUAGAGGAUGUUUUUGUUUGUGUGUGUUUUUGUUUUACUGCUUUGAAGCAGCAUGAACUGUAACCGAUAAAUGCAAAGGAAGAAAGGGGCAUUGUGCAAUGAAGGGUGGGGUCUGAGAGCCUCCAUACGAACACUGGGUAAGGGGAAAAUCAAAUAAAAAACAUACUCAUUUAAUACAGGUUGGAACAGUCACCUUGACUGAUUUCUUUACACUCAAAAUAAUAAUAAUAAGUAGCUGGAUUUCAUGGAAGAAGUGCCAUAGUCCAUGGCCACUGAUGGGUACAGAGAAUUUUGAUAAAAAUUGAAACGGGAGUAGAAAUUACCAAGGAAUACAGUCGGUAUUUGCUGUUGCUGCUUUCAGUCCAUAGAUGAUAGGUACAGUGGUACCUCGACUUACGAACGACUCGACAACCGAAUUUUUCGACUUGCGAAUGGGGAUAAUGGCCGCGCGCUUACGAAUGUCUCGACAACUGGGGAAAAACCACAGCGGUUUUAGAUAGGGAUUUUUUGACUUACGAAUUUUUAGAUAGGGUUGCUUCGACUUACAAAUUUUUCCGUUUCCAAUGCAUUCCUAUGGAAAAUCGCGUUUCC
Molecule: messenger RNA, 7970 nt
Organism: Zootoca vivipara (common lizard)
Lineage: Eukaryota; Metazoa; Chordata; Lepidosauria; Squamata; Lacertidae
Gene: FGF10
Product: fibroblast growth factor 10
Molecular function (GO): growth factor activity
Source: RefSeq, a predicted model, not a curated record